CUUCCUGAUGAUAACCCCAAAUGACAAACUUAUGAAUUACGUUAUGAUUUCAUAUAUUUAAAUAGUUUCUCGUUUAAAUUUUCAUUUAAAAAAAAUUUAGUUUCAUUUAAAUUGUUCUAGUCUUAACAACGUAUUAAGAGAGCCAAAAAAUAAUAAAUAUAUAAUCUUUAUUACAAACUAAGAAUAAUGCAUCAUACAAUAAUCGUUGCAAUAAUAGCAAUUGUAUUUAUAAUUCAGACCGCAAAUGCCGGUUACACGAGUGAAGAGACGGAUGAAAAAUCGAAAUCAUUAUAUAGUGCAGUGACUUCUAUAUUGGGUACUACAGAUAGUAGUAAACAUCAUCAUAAACAUACAUAUGAUAACCCGCCCUGUACUAGUAGUGGAUGUUCUGCCGCUUUAAGCCCAUGUUACAGUCCGACCGGUUGUCCGCAACCAACAGGUCAACAGGGCUAUAACAACGGUAUUGGAUAUAUGGUAAAUCCACAUACAAAUGUUGGUUCUUUGGGGCAUGUAACUCCCCAAUCAUUUCAAACAGGAGCUCAUGGCUCUCAACUACCAUAUCAAUCGACAUCGGACUCAUAUAUUCAACCAGGUUCAUCUAAUAGAUCUCCAGUUUCACAUCAGGGAGGUUACCCAUCUAAUGCAUCACCAGUUUCACAUCAGUCAGGCUAUUCUUCUGCCGGUUAUACCCAACCUAGUUCAGUUCGGCCAUAUCCUUAUUGGAAUAAUAAUCCUAGUAAUUAUGGUUAUCAAGGACCACGAGGAUAUAGUGUUUACGAUCAUACGCUAAAAACAAAUUCCGAAUAUACAGAGGUUGGCACUCAUACAGGACCUUUACAGCAUGGAAAUACUGGUUAUGGCAGUGGUUACGGAGGCGGUUACAAUGGUCUUUUUAAUAGACCAGGAUUUUAAAGGAUUGCAACUAAAUGUUGGUUAAAAAUAAAUUAUAAAUUAUUAAUUUAGUACUAUACAUAAAUAUACAAGCGCCCAUGUACAAUGUAAA
Messenger RNA from Lucilia cuprina (Australian sheep blowfly), 1003 nucleotides. RefSeq lists its product as uncharacterized. Lineage: Eukaryota; Metazoa; Arthropoda; Insecta; Diptera; Calliphoridae. The record is from RefSeq and is a predicted model, not a curated record. The coding region runs from base 187 to 912 and encodes 241 amino acids. The transcript has a single exon.